Sturnus vulgaris (Common starling) is the source of this 2182-nucleotide messenger RNA. RefSeq names its product glypican-5-like. Gene Ontology annotation, cellular component: plasma membrane; extracellular region; cell surface. Lineage: Eukaryota; Metazoa; Chordata; Aves; Passeriformes; Sturnidae. The record is from RefSeq and is a predicted model, not a curated record. Gene Ontology annotation, biological process: regulation of protein localization to membrane; cell migration; positive regulation of canonical Wnt signaling pathway.
UGCCACGAAGUGCGGACGGCGUUCCAGCUGCGGCAGAUCGGGCCCCUCAAGCUGGUCCCCGACGUGCCCACGGCCGAGUCAGAUUUACAGAUCUGUCAACACAGGGCACCAACAUGUUGCACCAAAAAAAUGGAAGAAAGCUACCAGGCAGCUGUUCGAAGGGAGAGGACUCAGAGCAUCCAGGCACUGAACUUUGAGCUGAAGUACAUGAUUGUUGGUCACAUCACAGCUUUUCAAGAGGCCUUUGAGUCUUUGCUUCGCUUUGCUGAAAACCGCACAAGUUCCCUGUUUGAGACAGCUUACAGACCUAUGGCAAAAGAAGCAGCAGAGCCUGUUAAGGAGCUUUUUACAGACAUCUCUCUCUACAUUCUGGGCGCAGAGACCACAGUGGAAAGUGCAGUACUGCGGUUCUUUGACAGUCUCUUUCCCCUGGUGUACAGCCGGCUAAUAAACCCAGGAAUUACAGAUCUGUCAGAGGACUACACAGAGUGUCUGCGGCUUACGAGGCAAGACAUAAAUCCUUUUGGACACUAUUCUAAAAACAUGGUUACAGAGCUGUCAAAAUCCCUUUGGGCCAGCAGGAUGCUGAGCCAGGCCCUGAGCCUGGGCAUUGAAGUGAUAAAUACAACAGAGCACGCCGCCGUGAGCAAGGAGUGCAGCCGAGCCCUGGUGAAGAUGCAGUACUGCCCGCACUGCCAGGGCCUGACGCUCAUCCGGCCCUGCGUGGGAUACUGCCUCAAUGUCAUGAGGGGCUGCCUGGCCAGCGUGGCCGAGCUGGAUGCACACUGGAGACACUUCAUCUCCACGCUGGAAUACCUGGCUAAUGAAAUGGCAGCGUCACACGAGCUGGAGAUGGCCCUGUCGGGGAUGUGGAGCUCCAUCAACGAGGCCAUCCUGCACGCACAGCUGAACGGCCCGCAGCUCUCGGCCACAGUCGAUAAAGUGUGUGGACAGCCCAGACAGCAAGAAGGGAACCUGUCAUCAGCCAAUAUUGUGCCAGUGAAGGAAGUGACUGAAACCCAGACAUUUGUGAUGGCUCACACCAGCCUGAACAAUAAAAGAAGUUCUCUGCCUCUGAAAGCUUCAAAGAAUGACAAAUCAAGAAGUUUGAAAAAAAUCUCUCGAGAGUUCAUCAAUUACAUGAAGCGCUCCCGGACCUUUUAUGCCUCUCUAGCAGAAAGGCUCUGCGAUGGAGACCUGGUGAUGAGAGACAGCUCGACCUGCUGGAAUGGAGAGGAUGUUGUGGAAAGUUAUACCAGCAGAGUUGUUUCCAAUGGACUGAAGGCACAAAUUAAUAAUCCAGAACUGAAAGUCAAAGGAUUGGACCCACUCAUCAGCAAUUUGAUUGAUAAACUUCAGCACUUUAAUCAACUGGAUGCUGAGAAGGCCAAGCUGAAGCUGGAGAGAUGGGGGCCCCGAGAUGCUGGCAGUGGGGGUGGAAGGAGCCAGGAGAUGGAGUCGAGUGGAGACUGUGAUGAUGAGGAUGGCUGCCAAGGAUCCGGGGACAGGAUGCACACAGCAGAUAUACUCAAGGACAAGAAAACCCAUCCAGAAAACAGAAAUGAACCAAAACCAACCAUGAAAAAGAUUGACACCACAACCACCACAAGCACUGUCAAGUCAUCCUCCAAACACAGUGUAACUGGAAAUGGGAGCAGCCCAGCCCUGAGUCCCUCCCUUGCUGUUCUGGCAGCACUGGCAGUUCUGUGGCACUGUCCCCUGUAGCUGCAUUGCCCUGCAGAUGCUGUGCUAGUGCUCCUGUUCACUGUCAUUGAUACCUGCAGCCUUACCCGACUGGAAACAAAUGGAAAUGUCUCUCUAGUUGAUGUGAUUGUUAGGAUAAAUAAGAAGUGAAAUGCUGGGGUUGGCAGAUACCAAGUGUCCAUCAGUUACAAUGUCUGCAGAUAGCCUUUGGCAAAGCCCACCCAAGGUACAGCGAGGAUGGUCACAAGGGUCUGAGUAGCUUAAGUUAUGGGGUAGAAAUAACUGAAAACACAGAAAUUGCCUAUGUGUGUGUUACUGUUUUUAUCAGUUUUGUUUGCUGGAAUCUGGAAUCUGUUGUUUAUUUGUUUAAUUUUUCUGGUAAAUUAUACGAAUGGUCAGUCUUCAAGGUAAUCCAUACUUUGGUUUUUUUAGUGAACAGCUAACAAUCUGUGCUACAGUUCACAGAAUCAUAGAAUGU